AUGCUCAAGUUGCUGCGAUUUCUUUUCUGUCCUAUUCGGAGAAACUCCUCGCAGGGUCUGAUGACGGAUGCUGGCAUGGUUGGUGCCAACCCCGCCUUCGGCGAUGAUCCGGUCUAUGCGCAGAAUUGGACAACAGGUGCUUGCCAUGAGACUGUUCUUUGGUCUUGGCAGCUUGCCAUGAUGGCCAAGGGACUGGAAAUGCAAUUAGGGAGGUAG
This is a messenger RNA of Penicillium paradoxum, 216 nucleotides long. RefSeq lists its product as uncharacterized. The transcript has a single exon. Bases 1 to 216 code for a protein of 71 amino acids. The record is from RefSeq and is a predicted model, not a curated record. NCBI's taxonomy places the organism in Eukaryota, Fungi, Ascomycota, Eurotiomycetes, Eurotiales, Aspergillaceae.